This is a messenger RNA of Ilex paraguariensis (yerba mate), 2431 nucleotides long. The record is from the annotation of a GenBank genome assembly. Lineage: Eukaryota; Viridiplantae; Streptophyta; Magnoliopsida; Aquifoliales; Aquifoliaceae.
GGUUUUAGUAACGGCAGCUGUCAGGCCUCCGACGAAUUUAUACACACGAGUGAAACAUAGAGCAGUGGAUAGAGGGAAGAGAGAGAACGCUCGGUUGCUCCAUUUCAAAGCUACCACUAUGGCGAGCGUUGAAUCCGAGGCACAAUCAAACGACAUGGAGAAGAAGAACGAAAGAGAAGUGGGAUCAGAGGCACAAUCACAGGUCGAAGAUCCUGAAAAGAAGAAGAAGAAAGAAGAAAAGGCAAGAGAGAAAGAAUUGAAGAAACUUAAGGCUGCACAAAAAGCGGAAGCAGCCAAACUUCAGGCACAGCAAGGUUCUUCUGCUUCGAAAACGAGUAAAAAGAAAAACUUAAAGAGGGAUGCAGGGGAAGAAAACCCUGAGGAUUAUGCUGACCCGGUAACGCCUUUUGGUGAGAAGAAACGGCUCUCUUCUCUGAUGGCAAAGGCCUACAACCCAAGUGCAGUAGAAAAUUCGUGGUAUGCAUGGUGGGAGAAAUCAGGGUUCUUUGUCACAGAUAACAAAAGCUCCAAACCGCCGUUUACGAUAGUUCUGCCACCUCCAAAUGUGACUGGGGCCUUACAUAUAGGCCAUGCCCUUAUGGCUGCCAUCGAGGAUACUAUCAUUCGUUGGCGAAGAAUGUCUGGAUACAAUACUUUGUGGGUACCUGGGAUGGACCAUGCUGGGAUAGCAACACAGGUCGUUGUCGAGAAGAAGAUUAUGCGGGAAAGGCGUUUAACUAGGCAUGAUGUUGGUCGCGAGAGAUUUGUGUCUGAAGUCUGGAAUUGGAAGAAUGAGUAUGGGGGCACCAUAUUAAAACAACUACGGUGCCUGGGUGCUUCUCUUGAUUGGUCUCGUGAGGCAAGAAUUCAAAAAUAUCAUUGCAAGUUUGACCCCAUUCUAGAUAUAUGCUUUACGAUGGAUGACAAAAGAUCCAAGGCUGUGACAGAGGCCUUUGUUCGGCUUUACAAUGAAGGUCUUAUUUAUAGGGAUCUGCGGCUGGUGAAUUGGGACUGUGUCUUGCGAACAGCAAUAUCUGAUAUUGAGGUAGAACAUGUGGAAAUCAAAGAUAGGACUUUGUUAAAGGUUCCUGGAUAUGAAAAUCCAGUGGAAUUUGGUGUUUUGACAUCAUUUGCUUACCCUCUAGAAGGAAAUCUUGGGGAGCUUGUUGUGGCCACGACUAGAGUUGAAACAAUGCUUGGUGAUACUGCUAUUGCCAUACAUCCUGAUGACCAGAGAUACAGCCAUCUUCAUGGAAAAUUUGCUAUCCAUCCGUUUAAUGGAAGGAAACUUCCUAUAGUUUGUGAUGCAAUACUUGUUGAUCCAGAAUUUGGUACUGGUGCUGUUAAGAUAACUCCAGCCCAUGAUCCAAAUGAUUUUGAAGUUGGAAAGCGUCAUAAUCUUGACUUUAUCAACGUUUUCACAGAUGAUGGAAAAAUAAACAGCAAUGGUGGUAUGGAGUUUUCAGGCAUGCCACGUUUCAAAGCCCGUGAAGCCGUGACUGCAGCUUUACAGGAAAAGGGACUCUAUAGAGGUUCUAAAGCUAAUGAGAUGCGCCUUGGCCUUUGUUCAAGAACCAGUGAUGUACUGGAGCCCUUGAUAAAGCCUCAGUGGUAUGUCAACUGCAAUGUUAUGGCCAAGCAAGCUCUUGAUGCUGUCAUGAAUGAUGAAAGUAAGAAAAUGGAGAUCAUUCCAAAACAAUAUGCUGCUGAAUGGAAGAGAUGGCUUGAGAACAUUCGUGAUUGGUGCAUCUCGAGGCAACUGUGGUGGGGCCAUCGUAUACCUGCAUGGUAUGUGACACUGGAUGAUGAUGAACUGAAGGAACUUGGUGUAUACAAUGACCACUGGGUGGUUGCUAGAAAUGAAGAAGACGCUAUGUUAGAGGCUAGCAGAAUGUUUGAUGGGAAGAAGUUUCAGAUGUCUCAGGAUCCUGAUGUGCUGGACACCUGGUUUUCCUCUGGUCUUUUUCCGUUGUCUGUGCUAGGGUGGCCAGAGGAUACUGAAGAUUUGAAGGCUUUUUAUCCGACUUCUGUUCUCGAAACUGGGCACGACAUUCUCUUUUUUUGGGUUGCUCGGAUGAUGAUGUUAGGAAUCAAGCUGGGGGGUGAUGUGCCUUUUAGAAAGGUUUAUUUGCACCCCAUGAUUCGUGAUGCACAUGGGCGGAAGAUGUCCAAGUCUUUAGGAAAUGUAAUUGAUCCUGUUGAAGUUAUAAGUGGAAUAACCCUGGGCGGACUUCACAAGCGACUGGACGAGGGUAUCUUGGAUCCCACUGAGUUGAAGAUUGCCAAGGAAGGACAGGUGAAGGACUUUCCCAAUGGUAUUCCUGAAUGUGGUGCAGACGCUUUGCGGUUUGCCCUUGUCUCUUACACCGCUCAGGUUCACGAUUUCCUAAUUUUUUUUUUUUCCAGAUUCCUGCUUCCUUGGGUUGUUUGA